This is a messenger RNA of Talaromyces amestolkiae, 1665 nucleotides long. RefSeq lists its product as uncharacterized. The record is from RefSeq and is a predicted model, not a curated record. The transcript is spliced from 4 exons. Bases 1 to 1665 code for a protein of 554 amino acids. Gene Ontology annotation, biological process: protein N-linked glycosylation. Gene Ontology annotation, molecular function: GDP-Man:Man(3)GlcNAc(2)-PP-Dol alpha-1,2-mannosyltransferase activity. Gene Ontology annotation, cellular component: endoplasmic reticulum membrane. NCBI's taxonomy places the organism in Eukaryota, Fungi, Ascomycota, Eurotiomycetes, Eurotiales, Trichocomaceae.
AUGGCAUCCCUCACCACCAUCGCCAUCAUCACGCUUCUGGUCCCACUCGUCACUUUCUUCCUCAUUCCGGCUGCAGUGGGCUAUAUCCUUAAACUCGCUCUCCGCAGCCUAGGCUGGUCCUUGAAGAAUAAAACCAAUGCACGCAGGGAAUUGAUUCUGUCGCAAGUGCGCAUUGAGGAAGAGCGUUAUCUAGAGGCUGCUAAAUCGGCGGCAUCGUCUUCGGCAGGUCCGGAAGAUGAUGAUUGGGAGAAGGUGGAUGGCACUGUGCCGAGUGUCGCUGGGAAUGGGAAGCCGAUAGGCGAGGACUGGGAGGGGAUUAUGGGGUUCUUUCAUCCGUUCUGUAACGCCGGAGGUGGUGGUGAACGUGUCCUCUGGGCUGCAGUAAAAGCCACGCAGGAACGAUGGCCGAAGGCCGUAUGCGCCAUAUAUACUGGCGACCAUGAAGUCACCAAAGCAGCCAUGCUCGAAAGGGUUGAGACCCGCUUCAAUAUCAAAUUACACGCCCCAACAGUAGUCUUACUCUAUCUCUCUACACGCAAAUACGUCCAGAGCAGCAUGUACCCCCACUUCACCCUCCUAGGUCAAUCUCUAGGCUCUUUGAUCGUGGCCUUUGACGCCUUCAAUCUUCUGGUGCCUGACAUUUUCAUCGACACCAUCGGCUACGCUUUUACCAUUGCACUCUCAAAAUACCUUUUUCCAUCAGUGCCGACUGGGGCCUAUGUGCACUACCCCACUAUAUCCACCGAUAUGCUAACCUCCCUUGAUGACAACACGGGGAUCAAAGGCCUCAAUUCCGGUGCUGGGACUGGAUGGAAGGGUAUGGCCAAAAAGCAAUAUUGGCGCCUCUUUGCCCGUCUGUACGGCUGGGUGGGCAGUAAAGCGGACGUUGUCAUGACAAACUCAUCCUGGACAUCGGCUCAUAUCAACUCCCUCUGGGGCCCAGCACGCCGCAACAAGAAAUUGGCUUGCAAAGAUGCGUCGGUCGUGUUUCCGCCAACAGCCGUCUCGGAUAUCAAGUCUGCUAUUGACGUGAACGACUCAACUGAAGCAAGCCGUGAGCCUAGUAUACUAUACAUUGCACAAUUCCGCCCAGAGAAGAACCACGCGCUCAUCCUCCGCGCCUUCGCACGCUUCAUCCACAACCGCAAGAAAUCACCAUCAUCAGCGACAGAGCCAAAACUGAUUCUGAUAGGCUCAGUGCGCCACUCCAGCCACGACGAAACGCACAUUUACCACCUCCGCCUCCUAGCGCACGAACUCCAAAUCCGCGACCAAACGACUUUCAUCUGCGACGCAAGCUGGCCGACCAUCCUAUCGCACCUCCGCACGUCAUCCAUAGGCACAAACGCAAUGUGGAAUGAACACUUCGGCAUCGGCGUAGUCGAGUACCAAGCCGCCGGCCUGAUUAGCGUAGUGCACGACUCGGGCGGUCCGCGAGAAGAUAUCGUCAUCAAUCUAGAUGGAAAGGGGGAAACGGGGUUCAGAGCGUCGACAGAAGAGGAAUUCGCGGCUGGGUUUGAGGAUGCGUUGUCGCUGCCGGCGGCGGAGAAAGUGGGCAUGAGAUUGAGGGCGAGGGAGUCGGCGAUGAGGUUCACGGAAGAGGAGUUUGCGAGAAAAUGGAUUGCGGAGGUUGGGAAGUUGGUUGACCUUCGACGGAGGAAGUAG